AUGGUCGAGAACGAAUGCACCGCAUACUACUACGGUUGCAACAACGGCGUGACGACCACCGUCGAAGCCGUUCCUGCUGGCUAUUCCUGCUACAACAGCGCGUUUAUCCCCAUGUCUCUCUGCCAGAAGUUCACUUUCGGCAGCUGCGAUUUCUGCCGCGUGCGCUGCGUGAACAACAACGGCCUCUUCGAGGACGCAAAGUGCACCAGCUACUAUGUGUCCUGCGUGGAUGGCGUUACUUCGGGCAUCCAGGAAACUCCCAGCAACUACCAGUGCUUCCGCGAUUCGAUCAUUCCCUCCGGAUUCUGCCCUGUCGAUCCUGAUUGUCCCGAGUGUCCUCGUGGUCCUACCGGAGCUACGGGUCCCACGGGUCCUGCAGGUCCCAUGGGAGCGCGUGGAAUCCGAGGAGUUCCCGGUCAUAAGGGUAUUCAAGGUCCUAUGGGAGAGCACGGUCCGAGCGGUGAGCCGGGAGCCACCGGUGAGCCGGGAGCCACGGGUCCCACGGGUCCGACCGGUCCUACGGGUAUUACGGGAAGUCAGGGAGUGGCUGGAUCGCCCGGUCCGCAGGGUCCGCAGGGUCCCACGGGACCGACCGGAGAGCCGGGCUUGCGGGGACCACGCGGCUUUGUGGGACGGACUGGACCGACUGGACCGAGAGGACCGAUGGGACCGAUGGGACCGACCGGAGCGACGGGACCGACUGGACCGACUGGACCGACUGGAUUGUCCGCUGUGGACUUCGCCAUGCAGAGAAGCAACUUCACCGCGACGGGACCGACUGGACCCGCCGGAGCCACUGGAAGCACCGGAGCGACGGGACCGACUGGACCGAUUGGACCUACUGGACCCACCGGACCCACUGGAGAGCCGGGUGUUACCGGAGCGACCGGAGCGACUGGUCCGACGGGAGAGCCGGGAGCAACUGGAGCGACCGGUCCUAACUGCCCGCCCGGUCCUCGCGGACCCGUCGGACCCACUGGGCCCACUGGACCUGUCGGACCUACCGGACCCACUGGUGAGGAAGGACCCAGCGGAGAGCCUGGUGAUGUAGGAGUGCAAGGACGCAUGGGACCGCGCGGUCCUGCAGGAGCGGACGGACGGGCUGGACCUGCUGGACCGACUGGACCCUCUGGAGAGCCCGGUCCAUCUGGAGAGCCUGGUCCCAGUGGAGUGCCCGGUAUUGAAGGAGAUGUGGGAGAAAUGGGAGAGCAAGGACCCUCUGGAGAGCCUGGUCCGUCCGGAGAGCCUGGACCUACUGGACCCUCUGGUGAGCCUGGAUACACGGGAGAGCCUGGACCUACUGGACCUUCUGGAGAACCCGGAACACAAGGACCUUCUGGAGAACCCGGUCCUACUGGACCCACUGGACCGACUGGACCCUCUGGACCCUCUGGACCGAUGGGACCUUCGGGUGAUCCGGGUGUGACUGGAGAGCAGGGACCGAGCGGAGAGCCUGGACCACAAGGACCGAUGGGACCAAGCGGAGAGCCUGGAGUGACUGGAGCUACCGGUCCCGCGCCUUCUCUGCUGGCAGAACAGCGUCUCACGCAGACGAUAGAAGCCUCCAUGGCAUUGCUUCCUCGUGCUUCCAGCACGUCGUGUGCAAUUGAAGUGACGAUUCCGAGCUUCCAGUCCUUGCUUAACCUGGGUACAGUGAACAAGUAG
Blastocystis hominis is the source of this 1665-nucleotide messenger RNA. RefSeq lists its product as hypothetical. Bases 1 to 1665 code for a protein of 554 amino acids. The transcript is spliced from 2 exons. NCBI's taxonomy places the organism in Eukaryota, Bigyra, Opalinata, Blastocystidae. The record is from RefSeq and is a predicted model, not a curated record.